CACACCCUCUCUAUCGUCACUCAGGAGAUGGUGGUCCUGUGUGAGUUUGUGGUCCUCGUCUUGGCAGGACAGGGGAAACGCUCGGAUUUUCAGAAUUAAAGCAACAACUGACCGAGAGGGGUACAGUAAGGAAACGGGUUCAACCAAUUGCUGAUUCACUUCUAAAGGUGUAUCAUAUCAAGUAUUCGUUUGGGUCUUAUUAACUUGAGACAUAACAAAGUUCUAGAAUUGUUUCGCGUCAUUGUAUCCGAAACGAGAACCCCUUUGAGGUUCGACGGAUAGAUAAAGCGACAGGGUCAGACAGACUAUUGUUUCCCCGUGUUUUUUCUCCAACUUCAGCCAUUAACAGGGUUAACAAAAAAAACAAAAAGACUGGGAUAUAAAAAAAUAAAAAACUUUAUACAACGCCAGAGAAUAAAUGGGAUAAUACAUGAUUCCGGUGUUUCUGUUGUGAUUCACUGCCUCUGGUGGUGGGUCAAACUUGAUUCUCAGAGGACAGAGAACUUGUGAAAAGAGGACAUAGCGCUUUGAAAAGUUGAUGUAAUUCUACUUUACUGUGGAUAUAUUGUCUCACAUUCCUACCGCCAAAAGGACCAACUGCACGGACAACCGACUGGAGUGACGUGCUGUGACAUCACCGAUGGCAACACACGUUGACCGUAACAGAAGAAUAGGACUGGAGGUGAACAUGGAGUCAUUCCAGAGUGACGUCACGAAGACAGCGUGUGAAGGAAAGCAUGCCUCCCCGCGUUCCUCCAAAACUCCACACCACCAGAUAACCAAUGGAAAGAGCCAUCUAUCCUUUGACCACAAUGCAACAGACAGUGAUGGAGGCAAGGUCAGAGAUGGUGGUGUUAGUUUCAGCACCAACCACAACUCUGUGGUGUGCCUGCCUUUGGUCUCUGAGGGCCUGAAGCUAGUAUGGACACAGUCAAAUCAGACACGUGAGCUUGACACCAUCCAAGAGCUGGUCCAGGCAUUCAAUGUGUUCCCAUACCCAACAUCUCGUGAGGUGAAUGCCUUGGCACGGCUCUGUGCCCUGCCUCUGGACAAAGUCAAGGUCUGGUUCAUGGUGCAGAGAAUCAAAUACGGCAUCAGCUGGGCCUCAGAGGAGAUUGAGGAGACGCGUGGCAAGCUGGCCGGACCUGAGUGGACUAACGACUAUGCAAAUGAGAAAGAGGAGAUGAAGAUGAGGAAGGGGUGUGGGGAGAUGUCUGUGGAAGCAGAGGACAAAGGUCAAAUGAAUAAUGGUCUUAACUCUUCCCUGCUCCACCCAAGAAAACGAGCCAGACAUGAGACUCCAGAACACUGCAAACCAGCCUCCACUAUCCGACAUUUCAGUUCCUCUCUCCCACCCCCUCAGGAUUCAUACUACUACCACCCUCCUGUAGACAUGCCAGCAGCUACUGCAACAGAGGCUUCCCUGAGCCUCUCUGAGACCUCACUUGGCUCUACACAGCAACAGCAACGCGGACGCUACAAAAAGACCAAAGCUCAGCUUGCAGUCCUUCGCAGCAGCUUCCUGCGGGAAAACUGGCCUGCGGAGACAGAGCUUCGAUGCCUGCAGAAUGAAACGGGCCUGAGCCGCAAUGACAUCCGCAAAUGGUUCAGCGACAGCCGGUACCAGCUUAGAAAUGGGCGCGGACUGCUUAGAACAUCCAUGGUCUACCCUCAGCUCAUCAUAGGAGAAGCAAAGGACAAGUCUCAGCAAGUUCAGUCUUUUCCACUCGUAGCUCACGGGCCUCGGGAUCAAGAAAAUGGUAUUGAAGUGCAGAGAGGGGCUCAAGGGAAGGGAGCUCGCAGCAAUGGGGUGAAAGAUUCACAUUUCUUCCAGAACUUCCUGUCAAACAGCCUGGAGACCUUUGGGGAGGGAGCAGUGGAGGAGGUUGCAGAGGAAGCCUCUGUUCACACUGAGACUGUUAAGGAAGUGGAGGUGAAAAAGGAAGAAAAGCCCCUACAGUUUAUUAGAGGCAACAAAGACCCAGAGAUUAAACAACCACCAUCAGCCGUUACCAUCUGCGCUGCUUCUUCCUCCCCCUCUCAUUCUACCACCCCUCCCCCUUCGACUACUGUCCCCACUAUUAAGCAUAGUUCCACUAGCACCAGCACCCUGCAGAAGUCUGCUUGCUCAGCCAAAGCCUCACUCACAGCCCUGUCUCUCUCCAGUCCUCCCUCAUCCUGGUCUCCUCUUACACCUGCUGGCCGACCACGGAAGACCAAGGAACAACUGGACAUACUAAAGGAGCACUUCCUGCGCUGCCAGUGGCCUAAGAGUGAGGACUACACCCAGCUGGUAGAACUCACAGGCUUGCCCCGUGCAGACAUCAUCCAGUGGUUUGGGGAUACGCGCUACGCUGUUAAAAAUGGGCAGCUACGCUGGGUGCAGGGGGUCCGUGAACAAUUUCUGGCUGAACUAGCCACACAGCAAAAUGGCAGUGGAGUCACCGGUGGAAACGGUUCCAGUGGGAUCCCUCGGGUUAUGGGUAGCCGCAAACGUAAGACUCAAGCGAAUGGCGCCACAGCAACAUCCACUGCAGAUUUCCCGGACAUCAAGCCGCUGGGGGUUUACCAUCGCUUGACAGGGGUUCUUCAUGAGAAAGACCUUGAUGCCCUUUGCAAAAAGUCACGAAUGAGCUACCAGCAGGUGCGAGACUGGUUUGCAUCUCAGGAGAGCAAGGAAAUUGACCCAGAAACCAAUGUUACUGAUUGAGAUUGUGGGCGGCUAAGGGUUGGAAAUCGGCACUCUCUUUUUUUACAGAGGACAAGACAGAUCAUGUCUUACGCAGACCGAUGACGCUCAUUAGUUACAAAAACGUUUCAUAUUGAAUUUACUUAGCUUUAAUGUGAGCAGGUGUGACUCUUAAAUGCUUACUGUCUUUGUAGUAUAAGCACAGAUCUGGUGACUGUGCUGAAUUAUUGCUGCAUUCAGUGUUUUUUUUCUCAUAAGCUUGGUCUUGAGGUCCUGCUUGUGCUGCCUGCCUACUAUAGAUAGGACAUUACCUAGUGCACUGGUUCAAUUCCCCCACCCCCUUAUGUUGUUUGUGUGUUAUGAUAUAAUUUGUAGUCUAGUAUUGUAGCAAAAUAUAAUUAACUGGAUAUAAAGUAUGUAUUGGUUGGAGCUCCUUAGGUAGUGUAGUUCUCCAUUUUUCAGAAGUGAAACUGCACUGUGGAAACCUAAAUAGAACAAUUUAUGAGUCUUAGGGUAAAGACACUGACUAAUCACUGAAAGUAGUAAUCAUUAAUUUACAACCUACAAUUCCUUUCCACUAGAUUAACAAACUGGACAUUAACACUUUAUCCUUCUAAAUAGACACGUUGCACUUGAAUAUUUUUAACCCUGACAUUUUAGCUGCCAUAAUGUUCAUUAAAUGUAUUCCUUUUUAUAAAAGUUUGAAUUCCUAUUAAAAUUGUUAUGCAGUUUGCACUGACCUACAGAUGUUUUAAAGUGAAGUUCAAUGUCCGUGCAGACCACACGUUUAAAACAUUUUGAUCAACUGAAUUGCACUCUUUGGUCCUGUAAAAUCCUGUAUUUUUGGCCUCUGCUCACCUCUGAAAAUGAAUUAUGUACUGAAGGGCUGCAAUGUAGGCUUAUUUUAUCGUUGUGUGUGCAGUUUAUUUCCCCUUGUUCAUACCCCAGAUUGGUGGGAGUAGAGUAUUCUGCCUAUAUCGAGCAUUUGUGUGAGUAGAAUGAUUAGGGGCACAGAAGUCACUGGAAAUGUGUAAUCCAACCAAAUUCAAAGUUCAGGCAUAGAAGUAAUAGGUUGGCUUAGUCCACUAUAAUCCAAAACAAUAACUGGUGUUUUGUGCAGGCCAUUUCCUAUGUCUUAGAGAUUAAAAAACAUGCAAAUGUGUCAUUCAAACCGGUAUACUAGAAAGUAUUUAAUCAAUAUUUUCUAGUGUAGAAGUUUGUUCUGUUAGCUAUGAGAAGAUUACAAGAAUACUGAAGGAGAAAUGUUUGUCUUAUUACACUAGUCAUGUUGCAGCCUUCAGUUGUAAACAGUUUUUUACAUUUGUACUUCACUGGAUAGAUGGCACUCAUUUUCAUAAAUUAAUGUUUGUUACAUUUCAAAUUUGCCCUACUGCGUCACUAGAAACAAGUAAAAAAAAAAACAUAUUUGCAAUUGUGUGAAUGUUUCCUUGUUUGUGUGAACUGGUUCGAGGGAGGCCUUUCAUUCCCUGAACUUUCUGAGAUGGGGUCAGCUUUUCAUCACAGAUGCUGUAGGAAGAGGUAAGAACUAUGCCAAAAUACUUAGUUGUCUUUUGGCUUAAUGUUAUGUUAGAUCACAUAACGAAAUUGAUCAAUUGGAUCUCUGUUUUGUCGUUUUGACGAAAUGUAAUUUUAAUUCCAAUGUGGUUUACUUGCCAUUUCUGAAAGGACUUGCAGAGUGUUGUGAUUAUCCAAUUCCAGUUCUUGACUGGGUUAUGUUAGCUACAACUUUCAAUGACGCACCGUGGAAAUCUUACCGGAUGGGAGUGUUAAUAAUGGUGGGUGUCCCUAUGAGGAGAGAUAAAAACUAUAAACAUUUCAGUCCCACAUUUGAUGUUUGAAUUGAUUUACAGAAAAAUAAAGUAUUGUUCCUUGAAUGGACAACGAUGGCA
Molecule: messenger RNA, 4599 nt
Organism: Salmo salar (Atlantic salmon)
Lineage: Eukaryota; Metazoa; Chordata; Actinopteri; Salmoniformes; Salmonidae
Product: homeobox and leucine zipper protein Homez
Biological process (GO): regulation of transcription by RNA polymerase II
Cellular component (GO): nucleus
Molecular function (GO): DNA binding; DNA-binding transcription factor activity, RNA polymerase II-specific
Source: RefSeq, a predicted model, not a curated record